Messenger RNA from Setaria italica (foxtail millet), 1340 nucleotides. Its product is annotated as transcription factor bHLH30. Lineage: Eukaryota; Viridiplantae; Streptophyta; Magnoliopsida; Poales; Poaceae. The transcript has 3 exons. Gene Ontology annotation, molecular function: protein dimerization activity; DNA-binding transcription factor activity. Gene Ontology annotation, biological process: regulation of DNA-templated transcription. The record is from RefSeq and is a predicted model, not a curated record. The coding region runs from base 276 to 1037 and encodes 253 amino acids.
UUGGCCAGUAAAAAGGAGAGGACACUGCAGCACGCCUACCGUCAUACGUAUUAUAAGAUGAUCACAUCUCACACACAAGCAUAUCACCUAUGACCCAUCCUAGAGAAUACAGAUGGGAUGACAAGACGACGUUGCACCACUUAUUCAAUUUUCAGUCACUGAAGUGUCGAUGCUGUUCAAGUUUGUGUAGCUGCCUUUUUGUUUGAUUCCUUCAGAACAUUCGCCUUUCUUGUUGCAAUGACAAGAAGCCUCUAGGUGAGGUGAUGCUUGGCUGAAUGGCUGCAUGCCAACCUAUGCAAGAAGGAAAGGAACUGCAGGGGCUGCAGCCGUACGAUGGCUGCGAUCCUUCAGUGUUCGUAGGGCCACUUCUGCUGCCCCGGCAGGCCAGCUCGGCCCCUCCGGCGCCGCCGGCGUUGUCGUCUUCGUCGGGGUCUGGUAGGAGCGCGACGGAGGCGAGGGCUCUGAAGAUCCACAGUGAGGCUGAGCGGCGCCGCCGGGAGAGGAUCAAUGCUCAUCUGACUACGCUUAGGAGGAUGGUCCCUGAUACUAGGCAGAUGGACAAGGCCACCUUGCUUGCGAGAGUGGUAGACCAAGUGAAGCUGCUGAAGAGGGAAGCGAGUGAGGCCACCCAAAGCAUGGCCCUCCCACCGGAGACCAACGAAGUCUCCAUCGAGCUCCACGCCGGCGACAGCGGCGUCGUCGUCGCCGGCACCGACAAGAUGAUCUACAUGAAGGCUUCCAUCAGCUGCGACGACCGGCCGGACCUCAUCGCCGGGCUCAUCCAGGCGUUCCAUGGCCUGAGGCUGAGGACGGUGAGGGCGGACUUGACCUCGUUAGGAGGAAGGGUGCAGCAUGUGUUCGUGCUGUGCAGGGAGGAGGGCUGGGGCAGUGAAGGUGCAAGCCUGAGGUCUCUGAAGGAGGCUCUCAGGCAAGCGUUAGCCAAGGUUGCUUCUCCUGAAAUGGCAUAUGGGAGUAGUCCCUUUCAGAGCAAGAGGCAGAGGAUUCUGGAGUCACAUUACUCGAUUAUGUCCAUAUAGAAGAUUUUUAUUUAACUUCUGGUGAUUUAGGGACUGUUAAAUCCUGUAAGAAAUGGUGGGAAAUUCUUCAGAUUAAGAGUGCUAAUUGUGUUUGUUGCGUAUCAGAAAUGUUGUGUGAUUUGAACGAACCUUGAAGUUCUGAACUGGGGCUAGUGCUGUAAUGAUUGGUCAGGGCCCAGCAGGGUUAGAUGGGGUGUGCUGUAGACAUGUAGUGUGAGGACUGUAUGGAUGCAGAAAUGUUGUUCUGCAAAGUCAGAUGAUUUCGGGGUUUGGGUGAAAAGACGGUGACACCUUUUGAGUUUU